Syngnathus typhle (broad-nosed pipefish) is the source of this 2709-nucleotide messenger RNA. Its product is annotated as neoverrucotoxin subunit alpha-like. The record is from RefSeq and is a predicted model, not a curated record. Lineage: Eukaryota; Metazoa; Chordata; Actinopteri; Syngnathiformes; Syngnathidae. The transcript has 4 exons. Bases 187 to 2280 code for a protein of 697 amino acids. Gene Ontology annotation, molecular function: protein binding.
UACGUACAUCAUUUAAUUAAGCAAAAACUAUGAAAAUACACACAUGCAAAAGACCAGCCAAUCAUAACUAUAAAUGGGCCGGCAACCUCGCUGAUCAUCACUCAUCUCGAGACAGAAGUCCAGACGACUCUCAAACAGCUCGGCUGAUCAUCGCACCUUUGUCGGCUACUCUUCCGAUCUGCAAGGAUGUCUGAGACAAUCAAACUGUCUGCUCUGGGUCAGCCCUUCACCUUGGGGAUGCUCUAUAAUGCCUGCAAAGAUGAAUUAAUCCCAGGUUUCAGUCUUUGGGACAAAGCCGCUUUAGAAAGCCAGACUAGUACUUCGACUCAAAAAAGCAGUUCCUUUAAAAUUACAGCCUCGGACACCAUCGAAGCGAGGUCUUCUAUGUUGGACGUGGAAGCUUCUCUGAGUAUGAGUUUCUUAGGUGGCUUGGUGGAAGUUGGAGGUUCUGCCAAGUACUUGAAUAGCCAGAAGAAAUUCAAGAACCAGAGCAGGGUCACUUUUCAGUAUAAAGCUACCACCACCUUUAAGCAACUGUCUCUUCCUGCUCUUGGAGCACUAACCAACGAACAGAAAAAAAUAAUCGAGGACGGCAAAGCCACUCAUUUGGUCACAGGUAUCCUGUACGGGGCAAAUGCAGUCUUUGUCUUUGACAGCGAGAAGUUGGAGGCAAGCAGUGUUCAAGAUAUUCAAGGUAACAUGCAGGCUGUGAUCAAGAAGAUUCCUACAUUUGUAAUUGAAGGAAGUGCCCAGAUAAAGCUGUCUGAAGAAGAGCAGAAUCUGACUAACAAGUUCACCUGCACCUUCUUCGGGGAUCUCAUUCUUGAAAAAAACCCCGCCAACUUUGCCCAAGCGGUGGAGACCUACUGUGAGCUUCCGUCGCUCUUGGCGGAUUUGGACAACAACGCUCCCGUGGUUGUCUGGCUGUAUCCUCUGUCGGCGCUCUACGACAAAGCUGCCGUGCUGGUCAAAGACCUCAGCGUCUCACUAUCGAGAAAAAUCCAACAAGCUAUGGAAGAAGAAAGUGAAGCGAAAAUGAGAUGCAACGAUUGUUUGUUCAGCAGCGCCUCGCAAAACUUUCCCGUCAUACGAAAGAACGUGAGCAGUUUCCAAAAGAUUCUCUCGUUUUACAAAGCUGCACUGCAACUGGCCAUGUCCAAGAAGCUGCCUUUAAUCCGCGACGGGGCAGAAGACGAGAGCUCUUUAGCAAAAAUCUUCGAUGAUCAUGAAAGUUCCCCAUUCCGUCAAGAGCACCUUCAAACAUGGUUGACCUCCAAAGAACGAGACAUCAAUAUCAUCGAGUCUUGCGUGAACCUGAUCAUGGAAGAAUCAAACGCUUACGUGGUGCGCACUAAAUCAGAAUUGGAUCGAGUGGUCUUGUCUGGGGGUGUCACAAAUGUUCUUUGCUAUGUUUUCACCAACUUGGAUGAGAAGGACGCCUGCCUUGAUGUCAUGUCCAAAUACCUGGACACGUUCCAACCCGGAGGAACCAGCGUAAUGUACACGUCCUUCUCCAAGGACGUGGUCGUACGAAUGAGAGAAAAUGUCCAAACGUUCCUUAAAUAUGCCAAACCUCUGCGGAAUUCCAGUCAUAUCAAGUUUCUCAUAACCGCCAUGAGAAAUGAUAAAUACAAGGGAUCUUCCAUCUACCAUUACAAAGACGGCUUUCUGGAUACUGACAACUUUACAGUGCCCGUCGUCCCACCGGUAAAGACCAUCACGGACAGAAAUGACGUCAUCUGGCAUGCUGUCAAACUCACCUUGAACAAAGAUACCGUCAACAAAAAUCUGAGUUUGUCAGAAGAGGAUCAGAAGGUCACAUACGGCAGCGUCAGGACGUAUCCCGCUAACGACGACAGAUUUAUCGAUCAUCCCCAGGUUCUAUGCAACGAGCCGCUAAGUGGUCGUCAUUAUUGGGAAGUGGAGUGGAGGGGUCACAUUGUUGCCGUAGCGGCAUACAAGAACUCUCCCAAGAAGAAUUUGAAUGGUUUUAUUCUAAACUUUUCUGAUAUGGUGAAGAAUUGGGGAAUGCAUGUGAGCGAUCAAUUUGAAUUGAAGAUUGCAACUGGGGUUGGGGAUAUUACUAUUUGGAACGCUUCUACUGCUGGCAUGCUCAAGCUUGGAGUGUUUCUUGACCACCCUGGGGGCACCUUGUCCUUCUACGGUGUCAAUGGAAAGAAACUGAAACAUCUGUAUACUUUUGAAAAAGAUUUCGAGGCACCACUCUACCCGGGUUUUGCCGUUGUUGACAAACAAAGUUAUGCCCGAUUGACGUAUUAGCACACGAAAUCGAUCUCGCUUCGCUUCGCACGGCAAGGCUUCACCAUUUUAAACGCAGUUGUUGAGGAUUGGCGCUUGGUUAAUAAGACAUUGAUUGCUUUUUUGGUUCAUCCUCAUAACACUCAAGUUUGCAGUCAAAUCAUUUGGGCAAGGAAGAAUCGAAUUUGGGAUUUCGAUUCAAACUUAUUUCGAUUUCAAUGCAUGAAUUUAUGGAAAAAAAGAACCUUCAGAUUAUAUUCAAUUGUACUUUUUGUGGAUGGUCUUAUUGUGGUUUUGGCUCGGAACAUGUGUUCCAUCUAGUUAACAGCUAAUGAAUGCUUUGCUUGAUGAGCGGCCUUGGCAAAUCACACCGUGGGUUCUGUAUGAUGUAACUUCAUUGUCAAUACAUUUUUCAGUUCACAUGGACAAUAAAAAUGCUUUUUGAUCGCA